CAUACAUUUGAAGCCUCACCCCUCACCCUUCCCUACCAGAGGCAGCCACAUUCCCAGGCCCCUAUGGGCAUCGGUGUUCACAGAGCCCCGCUCUCAGCAUCGGCCCCGCCCCUUCAACAGGUCUCAGACCAGCCGUACUCAUUCCCAUCCCCGCUUUAACUGUUUUCCAACUUUCACCAGCACUCGAAGUUUCCGUGUUUUGUCCAUGACCUGACCGCCGCCUUUACAACGUGUCUCAACUCCUACAAACUUCGUUGACAGUCCCAAGUUUCCUCCUAACACUAGCUCCUCGGGUCUCUGCCGAACGGAACUGCACUUCCUGUAAGAUGGCCGCCCCCUUGGUGCUCCUCCGUCGUGGCUCACGGGCGCCGCCAUCUCUCUCGUUUUGCCCAAAAGACAAAAUAGAAUCCAGCUCGCGCCGCCACGGCCUUGGAUAGGGCCCAGCCUCUCAAAAAUUAUUCAGCCUAGUGCUUCUGACCGACAACGAGGAGGGAAAGGGAAGGAGGUGUCCAAAAGUGAUUUCAAUUCUUCCUUCUCUGAGCCGUAGCCUCCAUCAUGACAGUUUCCUCCCCGAUCGCUGAGAUGGGCGUGGCCACGUUACGUCAUAGAGCUGGUCGUGGGGCCCGAACUCCAACACGCCGAAAGGCUCUGAGGUCGGGCAGGGCCGGAGGCGUCCCUAGCGACAGCCAGCGAGGGGAUUUGGGCGCCACAGCGGAGGAGUGGGAAUCAUUUUGGAAGUGAAUUCAGUCUUCAGCAGCUGGCGGGAACCUUGAGAAUCUCAGCAGCAGUCCUUAGAAUCAAGUGAAGUAAGGAGAAGGAAGUUCCAGAACCAGGAAAGCGUCACUUCUGGGGAUGCCAUUAAUUUGAGAUGUGAGAGCUAUGAGCAGAAUUUGAGUGACAAUCUAGAAAAGUAAAAAAAGAAGAAGCCCAGUUCCAGUCAUUUUCUAAGAACAGAAGAAAAUGACCAAGGCCCAGGAAUCAUUAUUAUUUGAAGAUGUAGCUGUGGAGUUCACCCGGGAGGAGUGGAGGCUACUAGACCCUGCUCAGAAGGACCUGUACCAGAAUGUGAUGCUAGAAAACUAUAGCAACCUGCUGUCCGUGGGGUAUCAAAGUCCCAAACCAAUUCAAAUCUUCAGGUUGAAGCAAAGAGACAAACCAUGGUUAGAAAAGGAAAAUAUCCACGGUCAGAACUUUCCAGAAGUUGGAGAAAUUGGUGAUCAUAUGCAGUGGUCUUUGGAAAUCCAAAACAAGCGUAAAAAUAUGGAAAGAGGCCGUGAACACAGUUCAUCGGGAAAUGUGUUUCAUCUGCGCAGAAAUCUUGUUACUUUAAGGCAAAGCCAUGAAAAGUUUGAUGUACUGAACUCUAAUUUAGAUUUAGUUAACCAGAAUAAAAGUUGUGUAGCGAAGAAUCCUGACAAGUUUAAUAAAUAUGAGAAAUCGUUUCUUCGUACUAAGCAUGAAAAGCGUUACACUGGAGUUAAAUGCAAUAAAUAUGGAAACACCAUCUGCACCAAUUCGAAACUCAGUAUACAUCAAACUGAAAAACGAAAGAAACAUGAGUGUAUUGAAUGUGGUAAAACCUUCAUCAAAAAGUCUCAACUCACUGUACAUCAGAGAACUCAUACAGGAGAGAAACCAUAUAAAUGCCUUAAAUGUGGUAAAGCCUUCUGUAGGAAAGCAGAGCUCAAUAUACAUAUGCAAGUGGAAAGAGGAAUAAAACCCCAUGCAUGCAGUGAGUGUGGGAAAACCUUCUCCAGGAAAUCUCAGCUCCUUGUACAUCAGAAAACUCAUACGGGAGAGAAACCCUAUACAUGCAGUGAAUGUGGAAGAGGCUUCAUCCAGAAGGGUAAUUUUCUUAUACAUCAGCGAAUUCAUACUGGAGAGAAGCCCUAUGGAUGCAAGGAAUGUGGUAAAGCCUUCAGUCAUAAGCCAUGUCUCGUUGCACAUCAGGUAUUUCACACUGGAAAUCCUCCCUAUGUAUGCAGUGAAUGUGGAAGAGCUUACUUUCAAAAGUCGAGUCUGAUUAGACAUCAAAGAGGUCAUACAGAAGAGAAACGCUAUAAAUGCAACGUAUGUGGGAAAGGCUACUCCACGAAGUCAAUACUCAGUAGACAUCAGAGAGUUCAUACAGGAGAGAAACCCCAUGGAUGCAGCAAUUGUGGGAAAGCCUUCUGCCACAAGUCCUCCCUCACUAAACAUAAGAAAACUCAUAUGAAAGAGAAAUAUGUGGAUUCAGUCAAGAUGGAGAAUGAUUUUCUUGGGAACCACAGCUCAUUAUGCACCACAGAAUCCGUACAGGAGAAAAACUCUGUUGAAACAAUGACAGUGCAAGGGCCUUCUGUGGCCAUGCAGACAUCAUUAAAUAUCAGUGGGUUCCUAGCCCAAGGGAAUGUAGUCCUUGUGGGACAGCCUGUUGCCAGAUGUGUACCCUCAGGUAAUAACAGAGAAUUUGUACAGGAGAGAAACCUCAUAAAUGCAGUAAAUGUGGUAGUGCCUUCAGUUACCAAUUAUGUCUUAUUUUAUGUCACAGGAAACGUGUAGGGAAGAUUUGGUACGUUCAGUGUGGAAAAGCUUGUAGAUCAAAGUUUUAGCUUUUUAUAUAGUUGAAAACUUUCACUGAGAGAAUGCUAAUGAAUGUAGUGAUAAUGGGAAGAUACACCUCAUUAAGUAUCAAUGGCUCUAAGUAGGUUGAAUUGUAAUGAGCUUGACUUCAAAAUCAUCAAUAAAUUCACAUCAGAAAGAAAUUUUAGGAAGGCAGUUGUAUCAAGUCCCUAAGACCACCCUCACAUUUGAUUAUUCUCUAAAAGCAGUCACUAAACUCAUAAAAGCUGCUAUACUUACUGUUACAGUUUAUGACAGUGAAGAGUUACAAAUUGAAAUUAGCAAAUGUAAAAGGUGCAUGAGGCAGACUUUAGGAGAAACCAGGUGCAUCCAGUUGUACUCCCAGUGGAGUUGUAUGGACAGUGUUUAAUUCUUCCAGCAAUGACCUGACAACACAUAUGGCAUAGUGCCAACCAGAGAAACUCACCUGAGCCUUAGUGCCAGGGGGUGGGAGGGGCAGUAAAGGGGUUAGUUAUGGAGGCAUGGAGAAACCACAUGACUGACCUUAACUUCUCAAACUCCAGCCUCCUAAGGAUCAAACUGAUACACAAUGGCCCAGAGCCCCAGGCAAACAAAAGCAGGUGUUCACCAAAAAUCAUAUUGCUAAUGUAAACUAUAUGGCAUGGCCGAAACCCCAGGUGUACAAAGACGCUCUUGGCAGGCAGGAUAUUCCAAGGGCUUAGAGGUUCCUUCUCAGGUGCCAGUCAAGGGUCAUUCCUUUCAUUGGAACGUGCAGGGUCUGAACACCCCAAACUUGCCGAGUCAGCCGCUAAUUUGCACAGCAGUGAAUAGGACAAGGUUUUCAGUAACAUGAUUCCUCAUCACGUGUCAGAAAUAAGGAACGGCUAUGGAUACACCAAAUGUGUUGAACCUUUAGCAGAAUGGCAGAGAUGUCACAAAGGAGAUAAGCUGGUGAUUGCAAUGGAAAUUUGGAAACUUGUUGACGUAAGUCUACCCUCGUUUUGCAUCAGAUUAACACCCUUAAUGUGUAUUUUUUUUUUUUUUUGGCUGUACGCGGGCCUCUCACUGUUGUGGCCUCUCCCAUUGCGGAGCACAGGCUCCAGACGCGCAGGCUCAGCGGCCAUGACUCACGGGCCCAGCCACUCCGCGGCAUGUGGGAUCUUCCCGGACCGGGGCACGAACCCGUGUCCCCUGCAUCGGCAGGCGGACUCUCAACCACUGCGCCACCAGAGAAGCCCCCUUAAUGUGUAUUUUGAUAGAGAAUGUCUUGAACUCUUUCUCAUUGCUUGGGAAUGACUCCAUAACUCAUUUGAAGAUGGUUUAUAGUCCAUGUCACAUUGUACCUAUUAUAUCUAAAUCUUCUAUCAUCUUUGCCGUAUUCUCUUAGAAGCAAGUUCCUAGGCCAGCCCACACUCAAGGGGAGAGUUGAGAAUCUUUGAGGGCCUUCUUAGAGCCAGCCUACCAGAAUAAUGAUUUUCAGGGAAAAAGACAUUCUCUGCCGAGAGUUGCCAUGGUUUCCUGCUUAAACAGUGCUUGAACAGAAGCUGGCGCUCGCCACCCCACCCCCUCAACCUGGCCGUGCAGAGCCAGCCUUCUGCCUCCUCCUCACAGCACCCU
Molecule: messenger RNA, 4179 nt
Organism: Globicephala melas (long-finned pilot whale)
Lineage: Eukaryota; Metazoa; Chordata; Mammalia; Artiodactyla; Delphinidae
Product: zinc finger protein 350-like
Biological process (GO): regulation of transcription by RNA polymerase II
Molecular function (GO): RNA polymerase II cis-regulatory region sequence-specific DNA binding; DNA-binding transcription factor activity
Source: RefSeq, a predicted model, not a curated record